Messenger RNA from Bufo gargarizans (Asiatic toad), 759 nucleotides. RefSeq names its product taste receptor type 2 member 7-like. Gene Ontology annotation, biological process: sensory perception of taste; G protein-coupled receptor signaling pathway; detection of chemical stimulus involved in sensory perception of bitter taste. Gene Ontology annotation, cellular component: membrane. The transcript has 3 exons. The annotation marks the transcript as partial. The record is from RefSeq and is a predicted model, not a curated record. Lineage: Eukaryota; Metazoa; Chordata; Amphibia; Anura; Bufonidae. Gene Ontology annotation, molecular function: G protein-coupled receptor activity; bitter taste receptor activity.
AACCAGAUUGCGGUCGGACUGGUGAUACAUUCAUUUAUUAUAGCUGUCAAUGUCAAUGACUGGUGGAAAGGAAGAUCGGUGACUCCUGUUGACCACAUUGUAACUUCUGUUUGCAUUUCAAGGAUCUGCUCUCAGUCUGAAUUUGUACUAUAUUCAUUUGUGGAUACACUUUCCAUGAAAAACAAGUAUUCAUUUUUAACUUUAGGUAUCAUGGGAACAAUUUCUAUGUUCUUUACUUAUGUCAAUUUUUGGUUAACAGCUCUGCUUUCCAUUGUCUUCUGUCUGAAGAUCUCCAACUUCCAGACCAGAUUGUUCCUGUAUCUGAGAAGGAUAAUAGUACAGAGGACUGCUUACUUCAUUGUAGCCUCAGUGCUUCUCUCCACUUUUAAUUGUUUGAUAUUCUUGUCCACUGUUAUCACUCAGAUGACUAAAGGUGGAACAAACAAUGUGACUAUGGAUGAUGUAUUCACAGAUUGCAAGCAUAAUAAUUCCAUGUACAUUUAUACUAUUGGAACCUUCUUCCCGCUGCUCUUCUGUUGCAUUUCAUCCAUCCUUCUAUUCAUCUCAUUGUAUCAUCACAUAACAAGGAUGAAGAUGAGCAACAUGCUGGUGAUCCUUGGACCUGAAAAGCACCAGUUCUGUUUCAUUGCUCCACGGAAUGGAAUCCCCAAACUCCUUUGGUUGAUUUAUAUGGUUUUGAGCAUAUUGGAGCUGAGUUUUCUUGGGUCAGAGGUGUACAUUUUGGAGUUUAGGAAUUGA